AUGGCGAGUCUUAGUUGUGGCAGCUUUUUGGUGUGCCUGUGCGCCCUGCUGAGCGGGGUCUCCACACAGUAUACCCCCGACUGGGACUCCAUAGACAAGCGGCCCUUGCCGGCCUGGUUCGAUGAGGCGAAGUUCGGUAUCUUCCUGCAUUGGGGAGUGUUCUCUGUGCCGUCGUUCGGCAGUGAAUGGUUUUGGUGGAACUGGCAGCAGGAGAAGAGCCAGGCCUAUGUGCAGUUCAUGAAGAAGAACUACCCGCCCGGCUACUCCUACGCAGACUUCGCCCCGCACUUCACCGCCGAGUUCUUCGAUCCGGACUCGUGGGCAGAACUCUUCCAGCGGGCGGGGGCCAGGUACGUAGUUUUGACAACAAAGCACCAUGAAGGUUUCACUAACUGGGGCUCUCCUGUGUCCUGGAACUGGAAUGCUGUAGACACUGGUCCACAUCGUGACCUAGUGGGAGACCUGGGAGCAGCAUUGAAGAAGAGGAACCUGCGUUAUGGCUUAUAUCAUUCCCUGUUGGAAUGGUUUCAUCCCUUGUAUUUAUUGGACAAAAAGAAUGGCUUCAAAACACAGUAUUUUGUGUUUUCAAAGACUAUGCCAGAGCUGUACGAUUUGGUAAAAAGAUACCAGCCAGAUUUGCUUUGGUCUGAUGGUGACUGGGAAUCGCCAGAUACUUACUGGAACUCUACUGAUUUUCUGGCAUGGCUUUACAAUGACAGCCCUGUUAAGGACAAAAUUGUGGUGAAUGACCGCUGGGGAAGUAACUGUUCAUGCCAUCAUGGAGGAUAUUAUAACUGUGCUGAUAAGUUCACGCCUACUGAACUGCCUGACCACAAAUGGGAGAAAUGCACUUCCAUAGACCACUAUUCAUGGGGCUAUCGACGUAAUAUGCAACUCUAUCAGGUUAUGAAUGAAGGAAACAUCAUCUCUGACCUUGUGCAGACUGUGAGUUUUGGAGGAAAUUAUCUCUUAAAUGUGGGACCCAGCAAAGAGGGCUUGAUUAUGCCAAUUUUUCAAGAGAGACUUCUCAAUGUAGGAAAAUGGCUGUUUGUAAAUGGUGAGGCAAUUUAUUCCUCCAAACCUUGGAGAGUACAAAAAGAAAAUGGCACUUGCAGCAUUUGGUACACUUCCAAAGGAUCAGUUGUGUAUGGCAUCUUCUUAACAUGGCCUGAAGGAAAUCAAAUAAAGUUGGUUUCGCCUAAAGCCUCUCCAAGUACUAAUGUGACUUUGUUGGGUCUCACAGGACAACUGCGGUGGAAACCAGGCCCAGAGUCGGGGCUCAUCAUUCAGCUGCCAUCCAUUCCUCCUGGCAUCUUCCCUGUGGAAUUUGGCUGGACACUAAAAUUGAACGGAGUAAACUAA
Staurois parvus is the source of this 1362-nucleotide messenger RNA. The record is from the annotation of a GenBank genome assembly. Lineage: Eukaryota; Metazoa; Chordata; Amphibia; Anura; Ranidae.